AUGGCUGCGAACUGGCUCGCGCCGGUCCUCCUCACCGCCUCCGGCCGACCCGUCUUCCUCCCCAACGAGGUCGAGCGCUGCCUCAUAUCUGCCGUCGACCUCGAUGCCGAGGAGAACCCUGCCCUCCCCACUCUCCGAUCGGGCCUUCUCGUCCUCACCUCCCACCGUAUCCUGUGGAUCGACGAAUCCUCCACCUCUGGCCGUGCCAUUCCCCUCGCCGCCGUGGUCCACGCCUUUCCCCCUAAGAAGUCGCUGCGGAGCAUGUUCGCCAGCCCUAGGAUCCGGAUCCAGGUGUCAGUGUCGCCGGACGGGAGGGUAGGGGAGAAGGGAACGCGGUCGGAGAUGGUGACGAUCGUGAUGAGGGGGAAGAACGACCCAGACGUGUUCUACGGGAGGCUGCUGGAGGUCCUGAGGUCGAGGACGUGGGAGGCGUCAGAGGGAUCGGAAGGGAGGGAGCGGGGAUCGGGAUCGGGGGAGGGGGAGGGGUCGGCGAGGGUGAGGAUGCCGGUGGUGGGGGUUUCGGGGAUUCUCAGGAAGGAGCAGGAGAUGUGGGAGAGCACGGACAAGAGCUUGCAGGAGGCGUUCCACGACCUGAACGCUCUUAUGAGUAAAGCUAAGGAGAUGGUGCAGCUGGCCGAGAAAAUGAGGCAAAAGCUAUUAUUAGGAUCAAGUGCUCAAGGAAGUGCAAAUGAUGAUGAGUUGGGCUCUAAACAAGAGAUGCAGGAUUGGCUACUAAGUGUUGGUAUUGUGUCACCAGUCACAAAAGAGUCUGCAGGUGCUCUAUAUCAUCAACAAUUAUCUCGUCAGCUAGCAGAUUUUGUCAAAUUACCACUUGAAAAGGCUGGAGGGCUGAUUGCAUUGAUAGACAUUUACUGUCUGUUUAAUCGUGCAAGAGGAACAGAACUGAUUUCGCCGGAGGACCUUUUACAAGCCUGUGCACUUUGGGAGAAAUUUGAUGUCCCAGUAAUGCUUAGGAAAUUUGAUAGUGGCGUAAUGGUUAUUCAGAAUAAGGCCCACAGUGAUGAUGAGGUUUUUGCAAGAAUCACAUCCCUGGCACAGAAGCCGGAUGCCCUACGGAUGGGAAUAAGCCCCAGUGAUGCUGCAUUGACUUUAGGAAUUGCACCAGCUCUGGCCAAGGAACACAUGCUAACUGCUGAAAGCAAAGGUCUUUUAUGCAGAGAUGUUAGCCCUGAUGGCUUCCGCUUUUACAUUAAUUUAUUCAAAGAAAUAGAUCCAAGUGAUAUAUAUUCAAGCUACAAUUUAUACAUUUGAGGACUGCAUCGCUGCCUCCUGUUUCCUCAACAUCCAUUGGGAGUGGUUACUUAUCUCUGCAGAAAAUAGAGAUCGAUUAUUAAAAGGAGAAAUAAAUCAUAUUUCUUAUUUGGAGCACCAAACAGAUUUCUGAAUCCUUCUGGGAUUAACAUGAUGAAUAUGCAUGAAUGUGAUGGCACACCUUGCAUUAUUUUUUGUCACCCGUCUUCCAGUAAAACCUGAUCCCAUUAACCUAUUACAAAAAUUCAUCUGAAGUAGUUUGUAUUGUUUAAAUAUGAGUUCCUACUGGGUACAAUUUUCAUCUUCCUAUGUUUUUUUGGGAUAUCAUGUUUGAGAUGUGUUCCUUUUUUCACCCUCCAGCUUUAUAUUAUUGUCAGGAAUAAUGGAUCAUAUAUGAUUGACACUUUGUUCAUUUGCAGGAUUAAGAUUACUGGACUCUUGGAUGCUUGGGUUUCUGCUGUGUCUAUCUCUGGACAGACAUAGCAUUCUGUCUAUUAAUAUUUUUCAGAUGACGAAUCUUAUUUGAUCAGCAGAAAGCAGCAGUCAGUGAAAAUAAUGGUGUUGACCUGAAGCACGUGGUCUUACUGGUUUCGCAGCAUUUUGUGUUGCCUUCAUGACAGCAUCCAUAUCGAGGCUUGGAGGUGCACUCAUUGCUCACUGUAUGAAGUAGACUAAGAAUAUUAGAUUUGAGAAAUAAGGCUACUCUAUGUUUGCAUGCUCAUUUGUGUUCAAAGCACCUGCGACCUCAAUGUUAUGUUAAUAGUCAUUGUUUUGAUUACCGUCAGCUGGUAAAAUUAAGUAUAGCUCAGUUAUCCAGUGUACAUGGGUCUACACUAACAAUGGGUAGAUUUAGAAACAGAAAGGAAACAUUGUUAUCUGUUUAACUAAUAUCAGUACAUGUGAUCUAUCCAGCAUGCAGAGUGUUUCUCUAGUUGGAUUUUCUUUCCAA
Molecule: messenger RNA, 2221 nt
Organism: Elaeis guineensis (African oil palm)
Lineage: Eukaryota; Viridiplantae; Streptophyta; Magnoliopsida; Arecales; Arecaceae
Product: vacuolar protein sorting-associated protein 36
Biological process (GO): protein transport to vacuole involved in ubiquitin-dependent protein catabolic process via the multivesicular body sorting pathway
Cellular component (GO): ESCRT II complex; late endosome membrane
Molecular function (GO): phosphatidylinositol-3-phosphate binding; ubiquitin binding
Source: RefSeq, a predicted model, not a curated record